GUAUGGGUGUGUGUCCCUGAAUCAUCGCUGCGCGAAGACAAGCCCAGAGUGAUGGGACCCGAGUGAGGGGACAGCAGCGAGCUCCCAGUGGCUGGCUAUGACAGAUGCGAAGGAUGGCCUCGUGCCCGGACAUCUGCGGAGCGAGGCGCGCUGAGAGACCACAGCCGGCUGCUGUCGCCGGCGACCGCCCACACUACGGUGUCCGCUCGUACCUGCACCAGUUCUACGAGGAGUGCACCACCUCCAUCUGGGAAAGCGACGAAGAUUUUCAGACUCAGAGAUCGCCUAGCAGGUGGAGCUCUGUCCUCUGGAAGGUUUUUCUCGCUUUGGGAAUCUUGAUCUUAAUCACAGGCCUCACCAUGCUGACUGUGGGCUAUGUCACCACGCCUAGAAUCGAAGCCUUUGGGGAGGACGACCUUCUGUUCGUGGACAGCAGAGCCGCAAGCUUCAACCGGGCCCUCGAGGUCUGCAAAUUGGCCGGGGCCAUAGUGUUUUGCGUGGGGGGUAGUGUGAUGGCAGGGGGCUUUCUGCUGUCUGUGUUUGCAGAGGGGAACGACAAACAGGAGCGAGGCCUUUGGCGAAGGCUGGCGCAGAGGCCGCGUGAACCGGUGACCAGGGCACCUGCCCCCGGGGGGAGUAAAAUCCCCGCCACGCUGUCCAAAGUGCAGAACGUUCAGCCCAUGUCCGGAACCUGACGCUAAGCGGUAACCUCAUGAGAUGUGUGUAUCUACUUGAAAUCCAUCUUAAGCGAUUAAGUAAAUAUGACAUGCAGUCCAGAACAAAUAACUUUACAUGCAUUAAAAAAAAAUGAAGAUUACUGGGGGGAAAAUGUGUUAUUCCAUCUACAAUCCACACAUUUUUAAAGAAAAUCUUUAGCGCAAUAAAACUAUUCGUCGGUUUCAUCAUGUCAAAGCACUGAACUUUGGAUAGACUGGGUGUCGGACAAUGACCAAAAAAGGGAGUUUUUUAAGCAUACUAUUCAGUUACUGGAUUUCAAGGAACACCUGGGAAACAGCUUGUUUAUAAUGGUUUUAAUUUGGAUUUAAAAUUCUGGUGGAAAAACUACAAAACAUUUUAUCCAUUAUCCAUUGUCCCACUAGUUCACAAGCAAGUCAACUGAGGCAAAACUAAACAAACAGAAAGCUCAAUUCCAAGUGGAGGCAGUAUGUAAAAUGCAAAUAAAAAAAAUUGAAUGUAGUGAUUUGUUAAUCCUAUUUGACCCGUAUUACAUUGAAAACAGUAAAAAGACUAGAAA
Messenger RNA from Brienomyrus brachyistius, 1255 nucleotides. RefSeq names its product neurensin 1 (gene nrsn1). Gene Ontology annotation, biological process: nervous system development. NCBI's taxonomy places the organism in Eukaryota, Metazoa, Chordata, Actinopteri, Osteoglossiformes, Mormyridae. Bases 105 to 695 code for a protein of 196 amino acids. Gene Ontology annotation, cellular component: transport vesicle; neuronal cell body; neuron projection. The transcript is spliced from 3 exons. The record is from RefSeq and is a predicted model, not a curated record.